Molecule: messenger RNA, 1005 nt
Organism: Prorocentrum cordatum
Lineage: Eukaryota; Dinophyceae; Prorocentrales; Prorocentraceae
Source: the annotation of a GenBank genome assembly
AUGCCAAAGGAGUUCUUGAGCGCGUUGCUCAAGAGGCGCUCCGACGUCGACGACGCCGCGGAGACCUGGGAGUCUGCGCCGUCGCAGUCCAACGCGGACGCCUCCCACUUGUCGGGCCUGAAGUUCGACGCGCCGAGCGCGAAGGAGUGGCUGAAGCAGCUCGAGCCGACGCCGGAGGAGGACGCCCUGGCGGGCGCUCUCGCGGACGGCCUGGCCGAGCGGGCGCAGGAAGGGCCCGAGGCGCACGUGCCGCGCGCCCUGACGGAGGCGGACAAGGAGCGCCUGCAGCAGCUGCAGGACUCGCUGAAGGCCCUCAAGCUGGACAUCUCUGAGCAGCGCGACGAGCUCAGCAAGGAGAGGCAGGAGAUCGACCGCCGCCAGGCCGAGCUCGCAGACCGCGAGCGGGCGCUGGAGGAGGAGCGGGACAACCAGGAGCGGCGCGAGGCCGUGCGAAGAGACUACCCGCAGCCGGAGUGGUUGGACAACCUCGAGGGCACGAUAAACGUGGGUGUUGUCGGCAACUCCGGGGUUGGGAAGUCGCUCCUCAUCAACAAGCUGCGCAGGGUGCGGCCCCACGCGGACGGCUGGGCCCCCCGUCGGGGUCAACGAGACCACGGAGCGGCCCACCGUGUACUGCUUCCCAGGGCAGCCGAGGGUGCGCCUCUGGGACGUCCCGGGCGCGGGCACGCAGGCGGUGCCCAGCGACCAGUACGUGCAGAGGAUGGGCCUGCGGUACUUCGACAGGGUGGUUAUCGUGUCCGCGGGUCGCUUCACGCAGAUGGAAGUGGAGCUGCAGGCGGAGCUGGAGCGCCACUCGGUGCCGUUCUACAUGGUCCGCACGAAGGUGGACAUCGACGUGUGGAACAACCGGGAGGACAACAAUGCGAACGAGGCAGAGACGCUGAAGCAGAUCAGGGAGGACGUGCUCCAGAAGGCGGGCCUGAAGCAGGUGUUCCUCGUGUCCGCCCGGGACCCCGAGAACUGGGACAUGCCGUUGUUGCUUAA